Poeciliopsis prolifica (blackstripe livebearer) is the source of this 4539-nucleotide messenger RNA. RefSeq names its product receptor-type tyrosine-protein phosphatase H-like. The record is from RefSeq and is a predicted model, not a curated record. Gene Ontology annotation, molecular function: protein tyrosine phosphatase activity; protein binding. The transcript is spliced from 23 exons. Bases 191 to 4309 code for a protein of 1372 amino acids. NCBI's taxonomy places the organism in Eukaryota, Metazoa, Chordata, Actinopteri, Cyprinodontiformes, Poeciliidae. Gene Ontology annotation, biological process: protein dephosphorylation.
AAGUUGUGCAGUUUGACUGUGAAGGAAGCAGCAGGAGGAGUAAAAGUUUAUGUGAUUGUAAAGGAAACAUAAUGAUUGACUUCAUCACUGGGGAAAAGAGAAGGAAGCACAGAGAUCUGGGUCAGAUCAGUGAAGCAGGACUGAAAGCAGCAACGACCUGAUCAUAGUGUAAUAUUGAUUAUUAGCAAUAAUGAUGAUGAAACCUUUAUUCCUAAAAUCCUUCUCUUGCAAACGGCUGAUAUAUGUCUCCCUGCUCUGGGUUGUAACAGUGAACUCUACGACAGCAGAACCAAUAAAAACUUCAUCAGUAGAACCCAAAGAACCUGUUCCUGGGAUUGUAGCCAAUGUUUCAGUGGUGAAUCAGAACACCAGCAGUUUAACUCUGAAGUGGAACAAAGUUAAUAACAUCUCAACAUAUAAACUGGAAUAUGAAGAAAAUGGAGUUCCUGUCAUGAAGGACAUCAAUAAUGCAGAUGCAGUUGUUCAAUAUGAGGUUGUUGAUCUGACUGCUGGGACAGAAUAUAAUUUCACUGUCUUCACUGUGUUGAAUGGAGUCAGCAGCUCUGGAUUCUCAUUCUCUGCUGUUAAAGCUCCUCAUAAUGUAGCCAGUGUUUCAGUGGUGACCCAGAGUGUUAACAGUUUAACUCUGCAGUGGGACAAAGUUGACUUUACCUCAACAUACAGACUGGAAUAUAAAGUCAAUGGAGGUUCUGUCUCCCAGGACAUCAGUGAUUUUUCUGGAGCUACAUUUAUACAACAUGUGGUUUCUGGUCUGACUGCUGGGACACAAUAUAAUUUCACUCUUUUCACUGUGGCCAGUGGAGUCAGCAGCUCUGGAUUCAUAGUCUCUGCUGCUACAGCUCCUGAUAAUGUAGCCAGUGUUUCAGUGGAGACCCAGAGUGUUAACAGUAUAACUCUGAAGUGGAACAAAGUUAACGGCAUCUCAACAUAUAGACUGGAAUAUGAAGUCAAUGGUUCUCCUGUCUCUCAGGACAUCAGUGAUUUUACUGGAGAUACAUUUAUACAACAUGUGGUUUCUGGUCUGACUGCUGGGACACAAUAUAGUUUCACUCUUUUCACUGAGGCUAAUGGACUCAGCAGCUCUGGAUUCACAUUUCCUGCUGCUACAGCUCCUGAAAAUGUAGUAAAAGUCGAAGUGGUGACCCAGAGUGUUAACACUAUAACUCUGAAGUGGGACAAAGUUGAUGGCAUCUCAACAUACAAACUGCAAUAUGAAGAAAAUGGAGUUCCUGUCAUUAAGGACAUCAAUAAUGUUGAUGCAGUUGUUCAAUAUGUGGUUGUUGGUCUGACUGCUGGGACACAAUAUAGUUUCACUGUUUUCACUGAGUUGAAUGGAGUCAGCAGCUCUGGAUUCUCAUUCUCUGCUGCUACAGUUCCUGAUAAUGUAGCCAGUGUUUCAGUGGAGACCCAGAGUGUUAACAGUAUAACUCUGAAGUGGGACAAAGUUAAUGACAUCACAACAUACAGACUGCAAUAUAAAGUCAAUGGUUCUCCUGUCACUAAGAACAUCAAUGAUGCUGCUGGAGAAACAUUUAUACAAUAUGUGGUUUCUGGUCUGACUGCUGGGACACAAUAUAGUUUCAUUGUUUUCACUGAGGCCAAUGGAGUCAGCAGCUCUGGAUUCUCAUUCUCUGCUGCUACAGCUCCUGAAAAUGUAGUAAAAGUCGAAGUGGUGACCCAGAGUGUUAACACUAUAACUCUGCAGUGGGACAAAGUUAAUGACAUCUCAACAUAUAAACUGGAAUAUGAAGAAAAUGGAGUUCCUGUCAUGAAGGAAAUCAGUGAUGCUGCUGGAGAAACAUUUGUACAAUAUGUGGUUGUUGAUCUGACUGCUGGGACACAAUAUAAUUUCACUAUUUUCACUCAAGCUAAUGGACUCAACAGCUCUGGAUUCAUAUUCACUGCUGCUACAGCUCCUGAAAAUGUAGCCAAUGUUUCAGUGGAGACCCAGAGUGUUAACAACAUAACUCUGAAGUGGGACAAAGUUAAUGACAUCUCAACAUACAGACUAGAAUAUGAAGUCAAUGGUUCUCCUGUCAUUAAGGACAUCAGUGAUGCUACUGGAGAAACAUUUGUACAAUAUGUAGUUUCUGGUCUGACUGCUGGGACAAAAUAUAGUUUCACUGUUUUUACUGUGGCCAAUGGAGUCAGCAGCUCUGGAUUCAUAUACUCUGCUGCUACAGCUCCUGUAAAUGUAGAAAGUGUUUCAGUGGUGACCCAGAGUGUUAACAGUUUAACUCUGCAGUGGGACAAAGUUGAUGGCAUCUCAACAUACAAACUGCAAUAUGAAGAAAAUGGAGUUCCUGUCAUUAAGGACAUCAAUAAUACAGAUGCAGUUGUUCAAUAUGUGGUUCCUGGUCUGACUGCUGGGACACAAUAUAGUUUCACUGUUUUCACUGAGGCCAAUGGAGUCAACAGCUCUGGAUUCUUAUUCUCUUCUGCUACAGUUCCUCUCAGUGUGACGUCGGUCCGAGUUUCGGAGCGUUUAGUGGACAGAGUAACUUUAGAGUGGGAGAAUCCCAAUGAAGCCUGGAAACACAUCCUGAGUGUUAAUGACACAAACGCAUCUAUAACCCAGAAGACGACGAGGACAAAUGUUGUGUCAUAUAGGAUCUCCAACCUCCAGCCUGGGACGAUGUAUCAGUUCAGCGUGAUCACAGAGUUCUCUGGACUGAAGAGUUCUGCUUACACCGAUCACACAUUAACACAAAUCGACUGCAGUGCCGUAUCCUGGAGUGUCACCAACUCAUCAUCCCAGGGAACAGUUGAAGGCUUGUUCUCCAAAGCUUCGGCCUCUAAUGGAUCUGAAACUCUCAUCAGUCCUGAAGGGAAAAACGUGAAAUUUUCUGGUCUCUUUCCUGGAGCAACAUAUCAGAUUUCUCUGCAGUAUCAAACAUCGUCUCAACUUUAUCCACAGUGUAGCAUCAAGAUACCCAUCAUUCCUCCUUCUGUAGCUCCAGCCUGCAGCUACUGGGGUUCUGGCUACAGCGCUCUGGUUAAAUGGGACGAACCGGUUGGUGUGUGGACGGCAGCUGAGCUCAACAUAAACGGAAAAACUCUCACUUUUCAUCCAAAUGACAAUGAGCUCAUUGUGAACGGACUUCAACCGGCCAAAACGUAUAAAGUCUCUGUGAUUUCAAAGCUGGAAACAGAAGCUGAUCCCUUAAGAUCUGAACCAUUUGUUUUUAUCUGCUCCACUGAUAACAGAGGAGUCAUUGGAGGAUCUGUGGCCGGUGUUCUGCUUUUUGCUCUUCUCAUCUGUGUCGUUGUAUUUCUUUUCCUUAAAAAGCCAAAUAUUAUCAGCAGAAAAAAGUCUUUCCUCCCUGGAUCCAAAAAGCCAGAGUCAAAGGGGAAACUCAUCCCUGCAGCCAAAUUCCCAGACCACUACCACCAGCUGAGUUUGGAUGAAAACCGAGGUUUCAGUCAGGAAUAUGAGUCCCUCGCUCCUGCUGGCACAAACCAAACCCAAAAAGCUGCGACUCUGCCAGAAAACAAAGGGAAGAACCGCUUCACCAACAUCCUUCCUUAUGAUUGGAGUCGAGUGAAACUAAAUACAUCAACUCCAAACGAUACCUUGGACUACAUAAAUGCUAAUUACUUACCAGGCUACAGCAGCAGCAGAGAGUACAUCGCCUGCCAGGGUCCUCUGCCCAACACGCUGGCUGAUUUCUGGAGGAUGGUUUGGGAGCAAAAAGUCAAGAGAAUAGUCAUGGUUACCAACUGCGUUGAAGCAGGACGGACCAAAUGUGAGCAAUACUGGCCUGAAGGCCCGAACCCUUCAACUCAUGGGGAUCUGAUUGUCUCCAAAACGUCUGAGCAGAGAGAGUCCAACUGGGUCCUGAGGGAGUUUAAACUGAAACAUACGAAGGAUGCAGAGGAACGGAUGGUGAAGCAUUUCCACUUCACUGCCUGGCCUGACCAUGGAGUACCUCAGGGCACAGAAGUCCUGAUUCGUUUCAGAGGACUUGUGAGGAAACACAUAGAGAGUGAAGGGAGCAAAGCACCAACCGUGGUUCACUGCAGUGCCGGGGUGGGCCGGACGGGCACCAUCAUCGCCCUGGACGUCCUGCUGCAGCAGCUGCAGCAGGAGCGGGCCGUGGGCAUCAACAGCUUCGUCUCCAAGAUGAGGCAGCAUCGAUCUCACAUGGUGCAGACGGAGUCCCAGUACGUGUUCCUGCACCAGUGCAUCAUGGACAGCCUGCAGCCGCCCGGCGGCCAGGAGGAGAACAUUUACGAGAACGACGACUUGAUAUACGUCAACGCCACGGCGCUGCGACAGCUCCGCUGACCCGGCCGGCGGAACCGGGACCAGCCCAGCACUAAGACUUGAUGGACAUGAUGACGAGCUGAUAGUGUCAUUAUACUCUGAACAUGAAGCACAUUUAUACAUGGUGUUCAUACUGUAUAGAAAUGCUUUUGUAGUUUACAUCUGCCGGUUUGUUAUUUUGCUGCCUUAUGUUAUUAUUAUUAUUAAAUCUUAAUAUCCUUCAAAUGACCAGAGAAUGUUAGAAAUUUUAU